AUGUCAAAGCUUCCAAAGAAGGUUGUUCUUCGCGUUCCUGCAACGACAGCGAAUUUGGGUCCAGCAUAUGAUGUUCUUGGCAUGGCUCUUUCUAUCUUUAUGGAGGUUACGGUGGAGUACGCGGAUGCAUUCUCAUUACAUCUUGAGGGUGAUGGAAGUGAGCAUAUACGCACCGAUCGAGAAAAUUUGUUGGUGAAAGCGUGUGAACGUGCUUUUGAGUAUGCACAGAAGGAAAUGCCUCCCCUGAAGUUCCUCGUGAAGAGCAAUAUUCCGUUUGGCUGUGGGUGUGGAUCUUCUUCUGCCGCCGCGGUAGCGGGAUUUGUUGCUGGGAUGAAACUUUGUGGGCUCUCAUUGGAAGAAGAAAAGGAGGAGGCUAUUCUGCAAGUGAUCGCCGAGUUUGAGGGUCACCCCGACAAUGCAGCUCCUGCACUUUAUGGGGGUAUUCAGCUGGGGUACAAGGAUAAUACGGGUCGCUUCUUAACUCAUCGAGUUCCCACAGCAACAUUCUUUUCAGUCGUCUUAUUUGUCCCAAAGGAUAAAAUGAAGGUGAAUACACACGCAACCCGCGAUCUGAUUCCAAGUACUGUUUCACUUGAAGACGCUGUCUUUAAUGUUUCUCGCGCCUCUGUUCUUGUGCUGGCAUUCUGCACCGGAAACCUUGACCUACUAAAGUGUUGUGAUGACAAACUGCAUCAGCAGCAACGAGCUGAUGCUCUUUUUCCUCAUUUCCGCCCCUGUGUUAAUGCAGCUAUGGCUGCUGGCGCCCAGUACGCCUUCCUUUCGGGUGCCGGACCUACAGUCUGUGCGUUCGUAAGUGGCCAGUAUGGUGAUCCCUUGAUUGAUCCAAGAAGCAAACACAAUGCUGAAACUGUUGCUGAUGCCAUGCUUCAAGCGGCAAAUGCAGUGGGUAUACCUGGCCGCGUUAUACUUACACGCCCAUCCGAGCAAGGGGUCCAUCUCGUUGGAGUGACAUCCAUUCGACCUGAAUUUGAGUACAUAUCGAUUUGA
Molecule: messenger RNA, 1008 nt
Organism: Trypanosoma rangeli
Lineage: Eukaryota; Euglenozoa; Kinetoplastea; Trypanosomatida; Trypanosomatidae
Product: homoserine kinase
Exons: 1
Coding region: 1-1008 (335 amino acids)
Biological process (GO): L-threonine metabolic process
Molecular function (GO): homoserine kinase activity; ATP binding
Source: RefSeq, a predicted model, not a curated record